Gopherus flavomarginatus (Mexican gopher tortoise) is the source of this 4123-nucleotide messenger RNA. RefSeq names its product coiled-coil domain containing 150 (gene CCDC150). The record is from RefSeq and is a predicted model, not a curated record. NCBI's taxonomy places the organism in Eukaryota, Metazoa, Chordata, Testudines, Testudinidae. The transcript is spliced from 27 exons. The coding region runs from base 123 to 3389 and encodes 1088 amino acids.
AGGGCCUGCCCCGUACUGGGGCGGCAGGUCAGCCCGGCGCCCAGCUGGGCGGGGUCCAGCUGUUCCUUCGCCCCGUGACAUGGCCGCGUCGCCCCCAGAUAACGGCUGAGUGCGGGGCAGCUAUGGCCAGGCCGACCAUCGCCCCCAUGAGCGUCAGUGCCACCGCGCCCGAAGCCUUCGCCGUGCUCCGCCAGAGGAUGAGUGUGGUUGAAGAACAGACCAGCGCGCUGGCGAGAGACCUGGAGCUGCUCGGGGUGAACGGACAGAGCCUUGAUCUCUUCCAUUCAAAGCCCUUAGAGACACCUGGGAGCCACCAGCCUGUUAGCCCUGUUCGGGCCAGGGUAGCGUUUGUAGGUGAAAGUGACAUGCUGUGGAAGAACUGUGAAUCUCUAGUGAAUCGAAUGUGUCGGCUGGAGAGUGUUGUGCAGACCUUGAAGCUAAACCUCUUCCGGUUGCAGACUGAAAAGGAGCUGAAUCCCAGGCAUGCAGUCCAUCUGGAACAGCGUAUGAAUGCAAUGCAGGAGGAACACUUGCAGGAACUGAAGGUUGUACAGCUUGAGGCAAUGAAGUUGCGCCAACAGCUAAAUGAGGCAAAAGAAGAUGUAGAAAAGGCACAGGAAGAAGUUCAGAGAUUAAGUGCUGCUUUGGAAAUUGCCACAGCAACCAAGACAGACGUAGCCAUUGCAGCAGAGGAGCUGAGGACAACAAAACACAUAAUGAACCAUAGACUUCAGGAGCUAAGGGAGCAGCUUUCCCAAGAGGCAAGCCUGCGGGAGUCUUUGGAGGAAUCCCAAGCAACCAUGCUGAGACGUGUGCAGGAUAUGGAGAUAACAGUAGAGGCGGAACGGGAACAGGUACAGGUGCUGCAGCAGGACUGCCAUGGCCUGCACAAGGAUGUCCAGCUUGCCCGAGAGAGGUUACAGAAGGAGGAGGAGAGAACUGCACAGCUGGGGCAGGAGUGUACACAGCUGAAAGCUGACCUGGAUUCCAGAAACUGCAUCAUUUCCCAGCUCAGUGAAGAAGCAAAAAAUGCACAGCUGUCUUUCAGCAAAGAACAUGAGGAAAAUGUGCAACUGCGAUCUGAAAUAACAGCUCUGCGAGAGACAGCAGAGAAAGUACAGAUCAUUAAUGACCAGUUGAACCAACAAUGCUCAGAACUGAGUGCUACACUUCGAAGCAUUUCCAUGGAGAAUGCUAAACUCAUUUCAGAUCAUCAGGCCAUGCUUAAGGCAGAACAGGAGAGGAUGACUCAGAAACUGCUGGAACAAGACUUGCUGCUGGAUGCUGCCCGUGCCAACAUUAUAGGAGAGCUGCAAAGCAUGCAGAACGAAAAAGCCCAACUUCAAAAAGAGCUGGAGGCCUUGCACACAGAGCAUGCUGGCUGCAGACAAAAAGCAUGCCUAGCUGAGGAGAUGACAACCACACAGAAGGUGCUCCUGGAGUCUACUAUCGCUAGACUUCGAGGUGAACUGGAGACAGCACUGAAAGAGAGAGGAUCUCUACUGAUGGAGAAGGAGAGUCUUCAGCAAGAAAUGAAGAAAACAGCAAGUGAUGUAACACAGGAGAGGAACAAACUGGAAGUGGAACUAACUGGGAACAAGCUAGAAAUGGGUGCUAUGAGAUCUACACUGCAGAAUCUGGAGAAAGAGAACAAGAGGCUAAUGGAUCGCUUGGUGGCACUGGAACACCAGCAGUAUGCUCAACAGCAGGUCGAACAGGUUCUAGCAGAGCUGACUGACAGUAAGAAUAAACUGGCCUACGACAAAGGAAAGCUUCAGACCAAAGUACAGCAGCUGGAGGAAGAACUGCAAUCUCUUGCAGAUGCACAUUCAGAGAAUAGCCACCUUCGCACGCUGAAUACAGCCUUGGAGACCAAAUACACUCAGGUGAAUGUAGAACUUGGCUCUGUCAAGAUUAACAUGCAAAGGAUGGAAGCUCAGCUGAAGCAGGCACAGACCACUCUUGAACAGAAAGAAGAAGAAUUUUCUAUUGCAAUCAAGUCCCGUGAUGAGGCAUUGCGAGAAAGUCAGAAAAUUAAGGGGCACAUGGAAGCCAUGGAAGAGAGGGAGAAGCAAAAGAUGGCAACCUUAAAGCGCCAACUAGAGGAGGCAAAGGAAGAUAACGACAAAGUGACAGCUGUGCUGGAGAAUGUGCUGGCUUCUCACAGCAGGAUGCAGGCAGCUCUGGAGAAGGUGCAAACUGAGCUGGGGCGCAAGGAUUCUGAGAUCACAGGGCUCAGAAAAGACAGGACCCAGAACCAACAAAAAAUCCAGAGGUUAGAGGUAGAAUUGGAACAGUACCAGGCCAAACUGGUUGUCGUAGAAACUCAGCACAAUAGUCAGGUGGACCCACUUUGUAAAGCACUAGAAGUCGCUAGAGCAGACAACAAGAAACUUGCUUUGAGUUUGGAACAAGCUCUGCAGGCCAAUAGUACCCUGCAGAGCAAGCUGAUACAUACUCAGGAAGAAUUGGACAGGAAAGGAAUUGAGCAUCAGCAAUUGAUGGCCUGCAGGGAGCAGCUAAUUGAAGAAGCCACAAUGGAAGAAAGGCUGUAUACCGAACGCUUGGAGUCCUUGAAGAAGCAGUUUCAGACCGAGCGAGAGGCUAUGAGGAAAGCAGGUCACAGGGAAUCUGCUGAGCUGAAGAAAGCCCUUGAAGAGGCUUCUUCCAAAUCUGCUGAAGUGUCCCGGGCUAACAGGGAGCUGCGGCAGAAAAUAAUGGAGUUGGAAAAGUCCCUGGUCAGUUACAAGGAGAAGUUAAAGAGCCAAAAAGCUCAAAUCAGACACUACUUGGCUUCCAAGGCUAACAACAUCCAGAACACAGAAAGGAUAAAGGAGAUUGAAUCUGAGCUGAGGCAAAUGGAGGUGAUCAAGGAGCAGUAUCAGAAGAAAAACUAUGAGCAGUCACAGAGCAUCCAGAAAUUCAUGACAGAGUUAACAGGUCUUCAGAGUGAGAUGCAGACCUUGGCCAAAAACCAGCAUGAAGUGGCAACACGGAACAGGCAGCUGGAGAGCCAGCUGGAAAUGGAGCAGAAAGUGCGGCAGCACCUAGAGAACCAGUGUCAGAAGCUAGACGAUACAGUCAAACACUUAAAGAAAUGCAAAGAGGAAACUGAGCAGAAACUGAAAGAAGCCAGUGUAGAAUCGGAACAGAUCACAGCUAACCUGGAGGAAGCUCACCACUGGUUCAAAUCUAAGUUUGACAGCCUGCAGCUCGAGCUAGUGAAAAACAAACAGCAGAAUAUCCCCAGCGAAAGGAACUACGGCAAGGAGAUGGAGAAGGAAAAAGCUGUAAAACUCCCUAGCCAAGCCUCCCUGAAUCGCUGGGAGACCAAACAGCAGCUCAAACUCAUCUCCAGGAAGUACCAAUCAGAGCUAGACAGGAAGUGAUGUCAUCUAACCCAGGAAAUUCCGGGCUGCCAUACCACCCUGCAGCUGUGAACACUACAGUUCAGACCAGUUCUUCACAUGCUGGAAGAUGAGCCCUAAGGCUGAAGUAUCUUGAUCUAUAAGCAUCUGCAUAUUUCAGAAGAUUUUUAAGUGGGUAUAAGCAGAGGUCCUGUAUGAACUGGGUCUGCUCUGUAUCAGUGAGGAUGACCCUUCAAAUAAAAUGCACAUUGACUGGCUGGCUGAUAGACCAGUGCAGACAGGUUUUGGAAUAUUAAUUUAAAUUGUGUACUCCAGUUCAGCUUAGCUAAUGAGUCUCGUCUGACACAUACUAGAAUGUAUCAUUUUGUGAAGCAGAUGUCCAUUUCCCCCAUCCAAACGGUCUUUGAGUGUGACUAGUUUGCUUAAAUGCUUCAUCAUGGAACCACAAUUUAUAACAAAGAAAGUAUUCCUCCCUACAGCUUCCUAUACAAGUAAGUUUAUGUUCUGGAUCUUUGUCUCCAGUCACAUCUCUGAUUUGUGUUUUAGCAGCGCAAGAGGAGGGUAGUGGGUUGGAAUGAGCCCUGCAAAGUGAGGAGGCAUCAUUAUUAUUGAGAGCUCAGAUUGCUGUGCAGGGAUUCUGCCUAUCUAGAGGAUGGUCUACUGGAUUCCUAGGCUGGUGAUGGUAAACUUGCUGAAACAGGACAGUUGUCCACUGUUGGAUACUGACGGUUGCCUGACCAGUACAGGGAGGAUCC